GGCAGUCUUUGAGAGACUCUGUGAGGCAGACAGAUGUCACGCAACCUGUUGCUUGUCCAGAUGCAUUGGCAACUCUUGGCUCUCCUCUCCCUGUUUUGUCAGAUGCUUAUAUUGACGUUAGCUGCGAUAAAACGUGAGAGCUGGCAACAGGACUGCAAGAGCUGUCUGGAGUGUUCGAAGGAAAACGGUUGUCUGCGCUGCUCUGAACGGCUCUUCCUUUUCCUCAACAGAGAUGGCAUGAGUCACCACGGCUCUUGCCUUCACUCCUGUCCCUCUGGACACUUUGGCCUCCGAGGGAAAGACGUCAACCGCUGCAUAAAAUGCAAAGCUCCAGAGUGUGAGAUGUGCUUCAACAAAGACUUUUGCACCAAGUGCAAAGGAGGCUAUCUGCUCUUCAAAGGCAAAUGCUUCAAAAGCUGCCCCGAAGGCACAUUUCGCCAGUCCACAGACUGUGUUGAAGGAUGUGUGUUCAGUCCCAUUGGUUUCUGGGGUGAAUGGAGCUCUUGUCAGCACAAUGGUCUGAGCUGUGGUGUCAGAUGGGGUCAACAGAGUAGGACCCGUGAGCUGUCAAGUAACAUGCCGGAAGAGAAAGAGACACUGUGUCCACCUCAGACUGAGAGCAGGAAGUGCCGUAUGAAGAAGAGGUGCCUGAAAGAUAAAAGGAAGAAUGAAAGGAGAGAAGAAAGAAGAAAGGCACAGAAAAAGCUGAAGCUCUUCAGUAACAGAACCGUCACGGAACAUACAUGAGGAACGUAAGAUUCUGGGAAGAUUCAGCAGGAUGAGGAGACAGUCGCACUUGUUAUGUUUUAUUAAUUGAUAAUACUGUAUAUGUAAACUAUUUUUUUCAUAAACAAGCUAUUUUUUAUAUUUGUAUAAAUAUAUGUUAAUUGUAACAUUUCUACUUUAAAAAUCAGGAUAUGACAUGUAACGAGAGAUCACACAUCUGAAAAUCUUUUUUAUGUAUUAAGUUUUGUUUACAUUACUAUGGAAUAUCAUAACCUGUAUUUAUGCAUUCUUUUUGACAAGUUGGGGAGGGUUUCACCCAACACAACCAUAUGACUACCGAAACUUCUGUCAUCAUUUACUCACCCUCAUGUUGUUCCAAAACCAUAUGAUUUUCUUUGUUUAGUGGAAUACAAAAUGAGAUGUUAAGCAGUAUGUUACUCUAAGUCACCAUUCACUUUCAUUACUUAUUUUUUACUAUACAACUAAAGUAAACGGUCUAAUGGGCUUUAGUAUUACAUGAGUAAGUAAUAAAUGAUGACUUUUUGAAAUUAUGAAUUAAAAUUUUUGGGUGAAUUAUCCCUUUAAACCUACAGUACAGUGUGGUUUAACAAAGACAAAAUGCAUGUUGGGCUAUGACACUGUACAUUUCUGUUUGAUGUAUAACAGACAGACAGCGUCAAUCUCUUGUCAUGUGGCCAGCGCUUCCUGUACGUGGUUUGGGCAUCUUUUUCUCCUGUGUGUUUGCCAGCUGCAUACUCUCCCUGUAUUUGCACUUCUUCACUAUAACGGCAUUAGAGAAAAAAGACACGGAACAAUGUUGUGUUGUAAAAGGAUGCCAAGGUCAUGGCCUUGCAAUCCAUUUAUUCAAUCUCCUGUCAUAAGAGACUGUGGAAUCGAGCCAUGUGAUUGGCUGUAGACCUGUCAUGUGACCCAAUGAGCACAGAUUUGUUCCUUAAUUUGUAUAAAGAAAACAAACUAUGAUAAUAAAUUAAUUUGUUUUGUCCUGUACAUUUGUAAGUUAACUUACCACUAUUGUGCAUACUUAGUUUAUCGAGCUGAAUUUCAAGAGUAAUAUUUCUUUAUUUUCUUAUACCCUCGUGUGUACUCUUAAACCCAGGCUCAUUGGAUCACUCUUUUAUUUCAACUGAUUACUGUCCCCUUGUGAAAAAUGAAAUAUUCUUCAACAUGUUGCUUUUGUUUUUAGAUGGAUGGGAAUUUACUGAUUUGGAUGUGAUUUAUUUGCACUUUCCAUGUGUUGGUUUUCACAUUACUCUCACAGGCUGUUGAAUUGUGUUUACUGGAAAAAUCACAGUUUGUAAGAGAAAUGUUUCUCAAGUGAUUAGCCCCAAAUGGGCAUUUUGAAAGUGAUAGAAAAGAGAAAGGGGUGUUUUGUGUUAUGAAACAAAGAAAUCAGGUGUUCAGAGAAUAAACACUUUUUC
This is a messenger RNA of Myxocyprinus asiaticus (Chinese sucker), 2165 nucleotides long. RefSeq names its product R-spondin-2-like. The transcript is spliced from 5 exons. The record is from RefSeq and is a predicted model, not a curated record. Bases 34 to 747 code for a protein of 237 amino acids. NCBI's taxonomy places the organism in Eukaryota, Metazoa, Chordata, Actinopteri, Cypriniformes, Catostomidae.